GUCUGACUUCAUUAGUAAAUUGAAGCUUAUGGGGGCUUCUAUUUAGAUCGACAUGAUGAUGAGAAAUUGUAGGCUGAAUAAGCUGUGUAUUGAAAAAAUAUACCACAGUAUCUGUCUUCUAAGCUUCUAACUUAAGGUAACUUUAUUUGAACGAUUUAGAAAAUAAACUACAAUCAAUGGAAUCCACUGCCAACAGCAGUAUUUCUGAACCAAUACAUUUUAAUUUUUAAGAAAAAGAUAUUACUUUUUAAAAGACUGGCAGUACAUCUGCAAUUACUCUGGUGUAACGGGUGCUCAUGGGCGGCGGUAGUCAUUCAUCCGCAGGUGAGCUGCGGGCUCGUCUUUGUAUUUAAUAAAAUACAAUAUUUUUUAAACGUUAAAAGAAAAUAUUUGCAAAACGAUGUAUAGAAAUCCAUUGUAUCUAGAUUGUACGUAAAACUGCUGUACACGGCGCUGGUAUAUUCAUUUUGAACUAUUCGACUCGUAGUGCAUAAAUAUGUUAUACUUAGUGUAUGGUUCGACUCAACUUUCUAGCCCAUACCGUAAUAUAAUGAACUUUUAACAGGUAUCGAACAAAUUCCAUACAUCGAAAGUUGUCAGUCCAAUAAAUAGGUUACAGGUAGGUUGUUCAAACUUUUGUUCAUUUUAAUUUUGUUUUAGUAACAUUACAAGUCAAUCACCACGUUGCCAUGGUUAUAUUAUUGAGUUCUUCAAUAGAAUAUGCAUUUGUGUAUUACAAAUUUGAAUGCAAUAUUUGAUGGAGUUUGUCGUUUACUUAACUUUAAUUAUGUUUUAGUUGCAAGUAUUAUUGUUAAUUUAGAAAAUGAAUGAAAGUGAGCUGAGGAAACUUUUACAAACAAAGAAUGGGUGUCGGGUUCCCGUCAUGCGACCUAUACCGGAUGUUCACAAGAUGGAUAAACUGCCCUUUAUACCGCUACCACCUUACAACAGAAUUAAGGACAAACAAGCAAAAUUUCGUAAAGUUCUUGAAGAGAGAGCAUGUCAGAGAAAGGUGGAAAUUGCUCGACCGCUACUGCAGCCCUGUGAACGUGACCGUCUUGAGAUUUCACAAUCACGCCAUAUAGCUGUUCUGCGUGAAUGUGCAGAAAAGAUACGGUCUCCCCCAAUGCUCAAAUCAUGGGAAAGGAAAAUAUGUAGUCUAAUACCUUUAAAGUUACGUCAGACAUUUCCUUCUAUGAUGGAAGAAUUAAUUGAAGAAAGUAAAAGUGAAUGGAAUCGCAACCUUCAUGACCUUGCUGUUAAAACUAUUAUUCGCGAAGUUCCUGGAGUACCUCGCAAACGUUACAAGGAACCCUAUUUCAAAUUUAGAGGUAUCACCGAACUCUAUGACAAAAUGGUUAAAUAUAGAAAUAAACUUCAGGAUGGAUCACUUUUUCUGCAUCCAUUCAUUCGGUUAGUUCUUGAAUCAUCAGAAAAGACGUUUCCUAACGCUAUAAUUGAUUUAGCAAAAUACCGAGCUAAAGGGCCCAUGGAUUUAGAAGAAUUUCAACUGAAUAUAAUGGAAGUAAUCAAACGUGCUGAUUAUUUAGUAUCGAGUACUUGGUAUUCGAUAUUGAUAAAUUGGUUAAAAAAUCCGAGAUGUCUUAAAGGUAUGCGACCAAAAAAAGUACCUGAAUUCGUAAAAUGCGCUACUAAAAUGAUAUCCAUGCAAAUACAAGAAUUAAUGCGUAGAUCUAUUGACGCUAUUAUAGAGUCACUAAAAGAUCCCGACUCAGUACCCAUUUUAAAUAUUGCUUUAGAUUUUAAUGGGGAGUUCAUAUAUGAUCCAUCUCUUGAAACUGUGUAUAGUGUAUAUCAUAGUAUUGCAGAUGCAAUCUGUCAUAUUUCUCAAAGACUAAUGCCCAUAGAGCAAUAUCUUAAAAUAUCAUACAGUUACGAUGCGUUACCUGUACAGUAUAAUGAAUGGUUACACAAAGACGGUCACGAAAGAUUGCGAAAACAGUUAGACAUAGUGUUCACCCCACUUAAUCAAUAUUUAGAACGAUUAAGGAAUGAAUAUAACAUGCUUUAUGGAGCUCCAGCAAAAGCCACUGUUAUAAAAUUUAUAGAACAAACUGAAGAAUUUAAUUUGGGCCGAGACAAAAUAAAGUAUUUUCAAUCCAUAGAUUCUCAUAUAACUGCAGUUUUAGAAAAUGAAUAUUUUAAUUGCGCUGUAGUUUGCCAGCUAAGAAUGGUUGAUGGCUUAAAAAGAAAAGUCCUAGAAUUCGUCAAUGAUAUAAUAGCGGGCAUAGUGAAGACACACAUGGAAGAAAAUUAUAGCAUUUGUUCUGAGUUUGAAAUAAUAGCAGCAAAAGCUUUAAAAGAGCCAGAAAAUGCAGCUGAGUUGAUAGAACAGGGUUUGUAUAUUUUACACGCUAAAACUGUUUUAGUCGAAGCUUUAAAAGAAAGAAUUUUAUCUCAAAUCAAUAUAAUUUCUAAUCUUUUAGAAAUGACCUCAUUAACUCCAGAACAUGUUGCAUGUAAUACUCGAACUGUAAAUUGGCUGACGGAUAUCAAACCCAUAUUUGAAAGAAAUGCUGCGGCUUAUGAAACAUUUAAAGCAGAAAUGGAAGAAAAUCUUCUAGCAAAGAUUGCAUAUCUCAAUAAAGAAGUUUUAGAAAUGACACCUUAUUUAGAACUUCUAGACAACAUGGAUGAUAUUGAUCAUACCCUUGAAUAUUUAGAAUAUUUGAGAAAACUUGUACAUCGUUUAGAUGGCUGUGAUAAGCUUGUAGCAUGGAUAAACAACGAAGAAGCAACUUUUAAAUUUCCAUUAACAAAUUACCCUGAUUUAGAAGAGUUAAAAGAUUUUAUUUUACCAUUUCAUAGUCUCGUUUAUUUAGUCCAUCGCUGGAAACGAAGUUACUACACAUGGAUGGAUGGACCAUUCGAAUACAUGGAUCAUGAUCAAAUUGAACAAGAUCAUGACUUUUACUAUAAAGAAUUUUUGAAAUUAUCGAAGAAUUAUAAAAACAAAAUUAAACAACAAAUAGCUGAAGGCAUCGAGAAACGAUUUCAGGGUCUUGUCGAUGAUCCCGAUGUUAAUAAUCUUCCCGCUCCUAUGAAACUUUGUGCCCAAGCUAUUGCCGAAAUAAAAAGUUGGAGGCCAAAUGUUCAAAUGGCUCACAUAAUGUGUAAUCCAGCAUUAGUGCAACGUCAUUGGGAUGAAAUGUCAACCAUUGCAGGUUUCGAUCUUACUCCUACAGCAGGUACUACAUUACGUAAAAUUAUAAAUUUCAACCUGUGGGAUGACAUUGAUCAAUAUGAAAUUAUAAGCGUGGCUGCAACUAAAGAAUUAGCAUUGAUAACUAAUUUAAAUAAAAUGAUAACCGAAUGGACAGAUAUAUGUUUUAAAACCAGCCUUUAUAAAGACACUGGAAUUUUUAUAUUAUCGGGUCUCGACGAUAUUCAAAGUGUUCUGGAUGAGCAUAUUGUUAAAACAGUUGGUAUGCGUGGUUCUGCAUUUGUCAAGCCCUUUGAAGCUCAAGUAAGAGCAUGGUAUGACAAAAUUAUGAGAAUCAACUCCACUAUUGACGAAUGGGGCAAAGUUCAAAGUCAGUGGUUGUAUUUGUUACCUAUAUUUUCUUCCAAAGAUAUAGUUGCUCAGAUGCCAGAAGAGGGAGUGAUGUUUAUGGAAGUCAAUAAUAUUUACCGUCGGUAUAUGGGUUCAGUUGAUAAAGACCCUCAUGUUCUAGAAAUUGCAGGUGGAACUGGAGUAUUGGAGUCAUUUAAAACUGCUUCCGCAUUUUUAGAAAAGAUCAAUGAUGGUGUUAAUAAUUAUUUAGAAAAAAAGCGAUUAUAUUUUCCUAGAUUUUUCUUUUUGUCAAAUGACGAAAUGUUGGAAAUUUUAUCUGAAACAAAAAAUCCUCUAAAAGUGCAACCACAUCUAAAAAAAUGUUUUGAGGGUAUUAAUAGGUUAGUUUUCGAUGAAGAAUUUAAUAUAUCAGCCAUGAUAUCUAUGGAAGGUGAACAAGUAGAAUUCUUAGAUAUUAUAAAUGUAGCCGCUGCUCGUGGUUCUGUAGAAAAAUGGCUAGUUCAAGUAGAAGAACAAAUGCUUGCUGCAGUUAAAUCAGAAACUGAAUUGUCCUAUUAUGAUUAUCCAAAUAUGGGGCGCGUAGAAUGGAUACUUUCUUGGGAAGGCAUGGUGGUGUUAGGGGUAUCUCAAAUUUAUUGGGCUGUGGAUGUUCAUGAAGCAUUAAGUACUCAUAAGCUAAGUGAACUUCAAGCGUUUCAUGUGCACUUGACUAAACAACUUAAUGAAACAGUUGCUGUUAUUAGACGUACAGAUUUAACUAAACUUAACAGUAUUACUGUCAAGGCUCUUAUUGUUAUUGAUGUACAUGCGAAAGAUGUAAUAUUUGAACUAGUAGGAAAAAAUGUAACUGAAGUUACUGAUUUUCAAUGGCUAGCACAAUUACGGUAUUAUUGGGAAGAAGAAAGAGUAUUUGUAAAAAUUAUUAAUGCUACUGUUAAUUAUGCUUAUGAAUAUUUAGGUAAUUCAGAUCGGUUAGUAAUAACACCUUUAACAGAUCGUUGUUAUCGUACUCUAAUUGGUGCAUAUUAUCUACAUUUAAAUGGCGCUCCUGAAGGCCCAGCUGGUACCGGUAAAACUGAAACAACAAAAGAUUUAGCCAAAGCUCUAGCUGUACAAUGUGUCGUGUUUAAUUGUUCCGAUGGGUUAGAUUAUAAAGCAAUGGGUAAAUUUUUUAAAGGCUUAGCUUCUUGUGGUGCUUGGGUUUGUUUUGACGAAUUCAAUAGAAUCGAAGUCGAAGUUUUAUCCGUCAUAGCACAACAAAUUUUAUGCAUUGUACAAGCAGUAAGACAACAUUUAGAAACAUUUGAUUUUGAAGGUACUAUUUUAACUUUGAAUCCAGCUUGUUAUGUUUGUAUUACAAUGAACCCAGGUUAUGCAGGACGUUCAGAAUUACCGGAUAAUCUCAAAGUAUUGUUUCGUACUGUUGCAAUGAUGGUUCCGGAUUAUGCCAUGAUUGGCGAAAUUUCAUUGUACUCGUUUGGAUUCAUUGAUGCUCGAAAUUUGUCCAUUAAAAUAGUGACUACAUAUCGUCUUUGUUCCGAACAGUUAUCAUCGCAAAAUCACUAUGACUAUGGUAUGCGUGCGGUUAAAACAGUUCUAUCUGCUGCGGGUAAUUUAAAAAGAAGCUUUCCAAAUGAAAGUGAAAGUAUAUUAUUACUUAGAUCAAUUACUGACGUUAAUUUGCCCAAAUUUCAGUCUUUUGAUGUGCCUUUAUUUAAAGGUAUUAUAUCUGAUUUAUUUCCUGGAAUUACAUUGCCAAAGCCAGAUUAUUUAAACUUUUUAAAUGCUUGUCAUGAUUGUUGUAAAAAAAAUAAUUUGCAACUAAUGGAAUGCUUUUUAAUUAAAAUUAUUCAAACAUAUGAAAUGAUGAUUGUUAGACAUGGGUUUAUGUUAGUCGGUGAUCCAUUUGCUGGUAAAUCGGUAACUUUAAAAAUUUUGUCUGAAGCAUUGACUUUAAUGGAAGAAAGAAAACAACCUGAUGGAUGUGCAUGCACUUAUAAAGUUUUAAAUCCAAAAGCUGUUACGAUGGGUCAGCUCUAUGGCGCUUUUGACCCUAUUUCUUAUGAAUGGACAGAUGGGAUUGUAGCUACUAUGUUUAGAGAUUUCGCGUCUGAAGAUACUCCUGUUAAAAAAUGGAUAGUUUUUGAUGGCCCUGUGGAUGCUGUGUGGAUUGAAAAUAUGAAUACCGUCUUAGAUGAUAAUAAAAAGCUUUGUCUCACAUCGGGAGAGGUUAUGGCUAUGUCAAAUGUUAUGUCAAUGAUUUUUGAAGUAAUGGAUCUAUCUCAAGCAUCUCCAGCCACAGUAUCAAGAUGCGGUAUGAUAUACAUGGAGUCAUCCUCACUUGGCUUUAUGCCGUUUUAUAAAUCAUGGAUUAAUACUCUCAACCCAAUAUGGCUAGAAGAAAAUGAAGAAUUUAUUUUUAACAUGUGUGAAUGGUUAUUUGAUCCAUUAGUGUACUACAUUAGAAAAUAUUGUAGUCAGCUAGUGACUGGUGGAGAAGUAAACUUAAUUAUUAGCUCUCUUCGUCUUAUUGAAAUGUUAAUGGAUAAUGCAAUAGAAGGAGAAGAAGAUACGAAAUACACGAGGACGUGGUUUUUAGCAUCUUUUAUGACUGCGAUGGUGUGGGGAGUUGGAGGAAUACUAACUAGUGAAUCCCGUGAAAAAUUUGAUGAUUUAGUUAAAGAAUAUUUCAAAGGAGAAAAAGGUAUUCCUGAUAACCUAGACCGCUUGGAUAUAUCAAUACCUUCUGAAGGCAUGUUAAUUGAUCAUUAUUAUAUGUACAAAGGAAAAGGAUGUUGGAAACCAUGGUCUGAAGCUGUAAAGUCUGUUCAAGUAAAAGAACAAAUCAAUCUCCUACAAACUGUAAUACCUACUUUAGAAACUGAAAAAUACAUAUUCCUUUUGAAACUACAUACAAAAUUUUCCAAACCCCUGUUACUGAUCGGACCCACUGGAACAGGCAAAAGCUUUUAUGUUCAAAAUUUUUUAAUGAAUAGUCUUGAUAUGGAUAAGUAUACUCCUGGUUUCAUUACAUUUACGACUACUACUUCUGCUAAUCAAACACAGGAUUUAGUUAUUUCAAAACUCAUUAAAAGGAGAAAAAAUAAUUACGGCCCCACUAAAGGUAAACAAGCCAUAAUUUUUAUUGAUGAUAUGAAUAUGCCGGUUAAGGAAGUGUAUGGUGCACAACCAGCAAUAGAAUUAUUACGGUUGUAUUUUGAUCAUAAAUAUUGGUAUGACCUUAAAACAACAGAAAAAUUGUAUAUAUACGAUACAUUUUUUUAUGGUGCCAUAGGCCCUGUUGCUGGAAGUCGUCAGUUGAUAUAUCCACGAAUGUUACGGCAUUAUAAUAUUUAUUCUAUAAAUGAAUUUUCAAAAGAAUGUAUGUCUAAAAUAUUUACAUCUUUAUUACAACUUGGUUGGAGAAGAAAUGGAUUUGGUCAGGAUACACAACCUAUAAUAGUUAACAUAAUCAGUGCCACAAUAGAAAUAUAUGAUCAAGCAACAGAAACUUUAAGACCAACGCCUGCUAAAUCACAUUACAUAUUCAAUUUAAGGGAUUUUUCAAGAGUUAUACAAGGUUGCGCUUUAUUGAGAAAAGAAUCAGCUGAUAACAAAAAAACUUUUACAAGAGUUUGGGUUCAUGAAAUUAUGCGAGUAUUUUAUGACAGGUUAGUUGAUGAGGAGGAUCGUAGCUGGUUUUUUGGAAUACUCAAAAAGUCUACACGUGAUUUCAUGAAAGAAACAUUUGAAUCAGCUUUAGAUACUUAUCAAGAGGAUAAUGGAGAAGUUACACAAGAUAGUAUAAAAAGAAUGAUGUUUGGUUGUUACUUAGAUACUGAGAGUUUAGAAGGAGAACGACGUUAUGAGGAAUUGCCUUCUAAAGAAUUAUUUUUGAACGUAGCCAUAUCAAUGUUAACUGAAUACAACUCCAUGCACAAAGCAAAAAUGACAAUAGUUUUAUUUGACUAUGCUUUAGAGCAUUUAUCUAAAAUAUGUCGUUUACUAUCCAUGCCCUCUGGAAAUGCUUUAUUAGUUGGAGUUGGUGGUUCUGGGCGUCAAUCGCUUACACGAUUAGCCAGUACCAUUUUAGGACAGCAAGUUUUUCAGCCUGAAAUCACAAAAUCCUAUAGUGUUAAAGAUUGGCAUGAUGACAUAAAAUUAGUUCUUCGUGAAUCUGGCGGUUUAAAUAAAGACACUACUUUUUUGUUUACUGAAAGUCAAAUUAAGGAAGAAGUAUUUAUUCAAAAUUUAGACAGUCUCUUAAAUUCUGGAGAGGUACCUAAUUUAUACGGUCUAGACGAGAAGCAAGAAAUUUUAGAAUUGGUUCGAUUAGCUGCGCAAGGAGGAAAUAGAAAUUUAGAUAUAAGCCCGCUUCAAAUUUUGUCCUUUUUCGUAGGUCGCUGUAAAGCUAAGUUACAUAUUGUAUUAUGUUUUAGUCCUAUUGGGAGCUCCUUUAGAACAAGAUUAAGGCUUUAUCCAUCCUUGGUUAAUUGUUGUACAAUUGAUUGGUACGAUAGUUGGCCUGAAGAUGCUUUAGAAAUGGUAGCCCAUCAUUACAUGGUGAACGUGAAUGUACCGGACAUAGUAAAAUUAUCCGCUGUUAUAGCUUGUAAACAGUUUCAUGUGGAUGCACGUAUUAUUUCUGCUGACUUUUAUAGUAAACUUGGAAGAAAAACAUACAUUACAUCAGCUUCAUAUCUUGAUUUAAUAAAAUCAUUUACUACUUUGACAAAUAGAAGACAAAGAGAAUUAAGAGCUGCAAAAUUACGAUAUACAAAUGGCUUAGAUAAAUUAGGGCAAGCAGCAGAAGUGGUGUCAAUUAUGCAGCGUGAUCUUAAUGCGUUAAAACCACAGCUGAUUAUUAUGGCAGCUAAAUCAGCAAAAAUGAUGGAAGAAAUAGAAGUGGAAACAGCUACAGCAGAUAAAGCUGCUGCGCAAGUAAGGGAAGACCAAAAAGUUGCAAAUGUACAAGCAGCUGCAGCUCAAGAAUUAAAAAAAGAUUGUGAGGCCGAUUUAGCGCUAGCUCUACCUAUUUUAGAAGAUGCAAUAGCAGCAUUAAAUACAUUAAAACCUAGUGAUAUAACUAUUGUAAAAUCAAUGAAAAACCCACCAGCUACUGUUAAAUUAGUUAUGGCUGCUGUAUGUGUUAUGAAAGGAAUCCCUCCUGAUAAGAUUCCAGAUCCAGACAAUCCAGGAAAAAAGAUAUUCGAUUUUUGGGGGCCAAGUAAAAGAAUUUUAGGUGAUAUGGGGUUCUUGGAUUCCUUACGAAAUUUUGACAAAGACAACAUACCUGUAGCCACAAUGCAAAAGAUUAGAAAAGAAUAUUUAUCAAACAAAGAUUUUAAACCUCAUAUAAUUGCUAAAGCAUCUGCAGCAGCUGAAGGUUUGUGUAAAUGGAUAAUAGCUAUGGACAUGUAUGAUGCUGUUGCUAAAGUCGUAGCGCCAAAAAAGGCCAAAUUAGAGGCUGCGGAAAAGGAAUUUGCUGAAACUAUGGCAAUAUUAGAAGAAAAAAAAGCAACUGUAGCACGUUUAGAAGCUAGAUUAGCUGAAUUAAAUGAAGCAUUAGAAGAAGCUAAUAUUAAAAAGAAAGCUUUAGAAGAUGAAGUACAGUUAUGUAUAGAUAAAUUAUAUAGAGCGGAAAAACUGAUUGGUGGUUUAGGCAGUGAAAAAGUUCGUUGGACUGCAGCUGCUGAAAAUUUGCAAUUACUAUAUGAUAAUUUGGCUGGAGAUAUAUUAGUUUCUUGUGGUAUAAUUGCAUAUUUAGCUCCUUAUACAUUACCAGUGAGGAUGGAAAUGAUUGAUAAAUGGCGUGCACUCGUUAUUAAAUUAGAUAUGCCACAUUCUGAAGUAUUUUUGUUUAAAGAUAUUUUGGGGUCUGAUAUUAAAAUUCAGAAUUGGUGUAUAGCAGGAUUACCGCGUGAUUCUUUUUCAAUUGAUAACGGAAUAAUUCUAGAUAAUUCGAUGCGAUGGUCAUUAUUGGUUGAUCCACAAGGACAAGCUAAUAAAUGGAUUAAAACUAUGGAAAAAUCAAAUGAUUUACAAGUACUUAAAUUUACUGAUGAAAAUUAUAUGAAAGUAAUAGAAACAUGUUUGGAGUAUGGUAAACCCGCUUUGAUAGAUUGUAUCUUAGAAGAUGUUGAAGCUCCUUUAGACCCAGUUUUGCUUAAACACACUUAUGUUCAAGGGAGUAAAGAAUUUAUAGCUUUGGGUGAAAAUGUCAUAGAAUAUCACCCCAAUUUUAGACUUUAUAUGACCACAAAGUUGAGAAAUCCUCAUUAUUUACCAGAGGUAUUCAAUAAAGUAACCCUCAUAAACUUUGCAUUAACUAAAGAUGGAUUAGAAGAUCAAUUACUAGGCAUAGUUGUAGCUAAAGAAAGACCAGAUUUACAAGAGAAAAGAGAAAAAUUGAUUAUUCAAGGAGCUGCUAAUCGUGCAGCACUUAAGCAAGUUGAGGAUGAUAUUUUACGUACUUUACAGGAAUCCAAGGGUGAUAUUCUAGAGGACGAAACCGCAAUAGAAAUUCUAGACUCUUCUAAAUUACUUGCUAUAGAUAUAAUGAAAAAGCAAGAAGCAAGCUUAGAAACAGAAGUCAUAAUAGAGAAAUUUAGACUCGGUUAUAGGCCAAUUGCUUCUCAUUCUGCAGUGCUCUAUUAUUGUGUCACUGAAUUGCCGAAUGUAGAUCCCAUGUAUCAAUAUUCAUUGACUUGGUUUAUUAAUUUAUAUAUCACAUCAAUCGAAAAUGCUAAUAAAUCCAAAGAUUUAGAUAAAAGAUUAAAAUUUUUAAAAGAAACCUUUACAUAUAAUUUGUAUAGUAAUGUUUGUCGAUCACUUUUUGACAAAGAUAAAUUGAUGUUUUCUUUUAUCAUGUGUUCGAAAAUGAUGCUGUCUACAGAUAAAAUGAAUCGUGAUGAAUAUUUAUUUCUUAUAACAGGUGGUAUAGCUGUAGAAAAUCUUUUGAAGAAGCCAGUCGAAUGGUUAUCAGAUAAAAGCUGGGAUGAAAUAUGUAGGAUAAGUGACCUACCUGCUUUUACAGGAUUUAAAGACCAAUUUAUAAGAGACGUUAUUAAAUGGAAGGAAGUAUAUGACGAUUUAGAACCUCACAAUAAAGCAUUACCUGGUGGAUGGGAUGACAAAUUAACUGUCUUUCAAAAAUUAUUGGUUAUUAGAGUUUUGAGACCUGACAAACUAACUACUGCAUUGUCCGACUUUGUAGAAAAGCAAAUGGGCAAAAAAUAUAUUACACCUCCUCUAUUUGAUAUUAGUAAAUCAUUUGGGGACUCAAAUUGUCUUGCACCAUUAAUAUUUAUCUUAUCGCCUGGUUCAGAUCCAAUGGGAGCUCUGAUUAAAUAUUGCGAAAGAAUGGGUUAUUUACAUAGAUUCAAUUCGAUAUCGUUGGGUCAAGGACAAGGGCCUAUAGCUAGGUCAAUGAUAGAAAGAGCACAAUUAGAAGGUGGAUGGGUAUGCCUACAAAAUUGUCACUUAGCUGUCUCUUGGCUUUCUGUCCUCGAAAAAAUUGUUGAAGGAUUUAAUUUAACAAAUACUGACCUUAGUUUCAGAUUAUGGUUAACUAGUUACCCAUCUGAUAAAUUUCCACAAUCUAUAUUACAAGUUGGAGUAAAAAUGACAAAUGAGCCCCCUACGGGCCUUCGACAUAAUUUGAAUCGGUCAUAUAUAUCCGAACCAUUAAAGGAACCUGAGUUUUAUGAAGGAUGCCCUGAUAAAGACAAGCCUUUUAGCAAAUUGCUAUAUGGCAUAAGUUACUUUCAUGCCGUAGUGCAAGAAAGAAAAAAAUUCGGUCCACUAGGAUGGAAUAUACAAUAUGGUUUCAAUGACUCUGAUUUUCAAAUAUCAGUUAUGCAGUUACAAAUGUUUUUAAAUCAGUAUGAAGAAAUUCAAUAUGUGGCUAUAAAAUAUUUAACAGGUGAAUGUAAUUACGGUGGUCGCGUCACUGACGAUUGGGAUCGGCGGUUAAUAGUCACAAUACUUGACAAUUAUGUAAAUACAGAUGUUGUUAAUGACCCAAAUUAUUUAUUCUGUGAAUUAGGUUCACAGUAUGGAUUACCAAGGCGAUGCGAGUAUCAAGACUAUCUCAAACAUAUUGAAUCUGUACCUGUUAAUCCACCACCUGAAGUAUUUGGGUUACAUAUGAAUGCUGGAAUAACUCGUGAUUAUUCCAUUUCUAUGGCACUUACUGCUGCUUUGGUUCUCGUAGAAGGAACUGGAUCUGGUGAUGAAGGUGGAAAUACAGAAAUCAUUCUCGUUCAAAUGGCAUCAGAGAUUUUGUCGAAAUUACCUCCAAAGUUUGAUGUUGAAAUUGCUCAAAGAAAAUAUCCGGUCGAUUAUAAUGAAUCAAUGAAUACUGUGCUGGUUCAAGAAAUGGAAAGAUUUAACAAAUUAUUGAAUGAAAUUAAAAAUUCACUGAUGGAUCUUCAAAAAGCAGUAAAAGGGCUUAUCGUUAUGUCACCUGCAUUAGAUUUACAGUCAAAUGCAAUGCUCUUAGGCAAGAUACCGGAAAACUGGCGUAAAAAUUCUUAUCCUAGUUUAAAACCGUUGCCAAGCUAUGUAACAGAUUUUGUUGAACGAUUGGCUAUGUUGGAAGACUGGUAUCAAAAUGGCAAACCACCAACAUUUUGGCUAUCUGGUUUCUUUUUCACCCAAGCGUUUCUUACAGGUUCAGUUCAAAACUUUGCUAGAUCUAAAAAAAUCCCCAUAGAUUUACUCACAUUUGAUUUCGAAGUACGUAAAGUUGAUUAUGAAAUAACUCCUCCAAAAUGGGGUGUGUAUGUCCACGGUUUAUUUAUGGAUGGAGGACGUUGGGAUAGAGAAACAUAUGCCAUCGGAGAACAAUAUCCAAAAAUAUUAAAUGAUAGCAUGCCAGCACUUUGGCUGUAUCCAAAGUUGAAGAAAGAAUUUCAAGAGGGUACGCGAUAUAAAUGUCCUUUAUAUAAAACAUUAGAGAGAAAAGGUGUACUUGCGACAACAGGACACUCGUCCAACUUUGUGUUGGCCUUUUUCUUGCCUUCUGAUAAACCUUCUGCACACUGGAUAAAAAGAAGUGUAGCGUUAUUACUUCAGCUAGAUAGUUAAUUUUUAAUAAAAAUUAUAAUCCCUACUAGACCUAUAUUUGAAUAUUCUUAUAUUAACUUUAUAUAUCUUAAAGAAUAUAGUUAUGUGUGGUUAAUAUACAGGUGUUACAUAUAGUAGAUAGUAAUAUUUAUUUUGAUUCCGUGAUUCAAUUUAUAAGACAACCUGUCAUUAGGUACAUUAUAUCGAUAACGGAGCUAUGGUUAUUACCUAUCAUUCUAGAUUUAUUCGGACAUAUCUGGACUUUUAAUCUUUAAUCUUUUUUCAGUUACACCACUUUUUUAAUAGAGGAAAUCGCAUUGAGAUCAUUUAUCAGUGAAGCUCUUAACAUUCACUUACUAUGAUUUUUGACAAGUCUCUACUUGUUACGACAUAAAACCAAUUUAUAUGUAUAUAUAAAUCCUUCUGAUGUACCUAAGUGAAAAAUAUCUAACACUUCUCCUCUUUCCAUACUUAUCUUACCUUCUGUUGCAAUGUUUAUUACUUUGUUGUACUUGUGUGUUACUGGGUCGUCUUUAUUAAUAAAUUUAUCGGACGCUUUCAAUAUGACA
Messenger RNA from Galleria mellonella (greater wax moth), 13173 nucleotides. RefSeq names its product dynein axonemal heavy chain 12 (gene Dhc62B). Bases 824 to 12625 code for a protein of 3933 amino acids. Gene Ontology annotation, biological process: microtubule-based movement. The transcript is spliced from 2 exons. The record is from RefSeq and is a predicted model, not a curated record. NCBI's taxonomy places the organism in Eukaryota, Metazoa, Arthropoda, Insecta, Lepidoptera, Pyralidae. Gene Ontology annotation, molecular function: ATP hydrolysis activity; dynein light intermediate chain binding; minus-end-directed microtubule motor activity. Gene Ontology annotation, cellular component: dynein complex.